GGCGCACUUUCUUUCCUCGCAAGAUAGGGGCAAAUCCGAGAAGAACUCAGGACACUGCGGCUUAUCACACUACAUGGCGGCAACGCAGCACAUUGCGUUUUAGAUUGCUGAGAAUUUGUGAGUAAGCCUUGUGCCGAAAAUCUUCUCCAUCGCCAUAUCAAACCUGGUCCCCUCAGUCAAUCGGAGCCUCGUAGAGAGGCAAGUCUUUGAUGAUGGAGAAUGGUCAAGGCACAGGCUCCAAGCUGGGUCUGCCACCCCUCACUCCAGAGCAGCAGGAGGCACUGCAAAGGGCGAAGAAAUAUGCUAUGGAGCAGAGCAUUAAGAGCGUCCUGGUGAAGCAAACCAUAGCUCACCAACAGCAGCAGCUUACCAACCUGCAGAUGGCAGCAGUGACUAUGGGCUUUGGAGAUCCUCUCUCACCCUUUCAAUCGGUGGCAGCACAGAGGCAGCGAGCUCUCGCCAUCAUGUGUCGUGUCUACGUGGGUUCUAUCUAUUACGAGCUCGGCGAAGACACCAUCCGGCAGGCUUUCGCACCAUUCGGCCCGAUCAAGAGUAUUGAUAUGUCCUGGGAUUCGGUCACCAUGAAACACAAGGGCUUCGCUUUUGUGGAGUAUGAGGUGCCUGAGGCUGCUCAGCUGGCUCUGGAGCAGAUGAACUCUGUCAUGCUGGGUGGAAGAAAUAUAAAGGUAGGACGGCCAGGUAACAUCGGACAGGCGCAGCCCAUCAUCGACCAGCUAGCAGAAGAGGCGCGCGCAUACAAUCGCAUCUAUGUAGCCUCGGUGCAUCCGGACCUGUCCGACGACGACAUCAAGAGUGUCUUCGAGGCCUUCGGCAAGAUUAAAGCCUGCAUGCUGGCCCGAGAGCACACCACAGGGAAGCACAAAGGCUACUGCUUCAUCGAAUAUGAAAAGGCGCAGUCAUCAAUAGACGCAGUGUCCUCCAUGAACCUGUUUGAUCUGGGAGGUCAGUACCUAAGGGUGGGCAAAGCCGUGACUCCUCCCAUGCCGCUGCUGACCCCGACGACCCCGGGAGGUUUGCCGCCUGCUGCGGCUGUAGCCGCUGCUGCCGCCACUGCUAAAAUCACGGCCCAGGAGGCUGUUGCAGGGGCGUCUGUGCUGGGUUCAUUGACGUCUCCUGCUCAGCUCCUCAGCCAGCAGAUAGGACUCCCUCAGGCAGUGCUGGCAGCCCAGGCCCCGGGCUUAAUAACAGGUGUCACACCUGUUCGUCCGACUCUGCCCGUCGUGCCUCAGGUGGGCCUUGUAAACCCUGUGCUGGCAUCGCCGCCCAUCACGUCCAUUGCCACAUCGACAGGAACACCGACAAGCACGACUCAGCAGCAGGCCGAGGUUAAGAGGGAGGUGCAGGACAAGCAGCAGGAAAAAGGCGAUGCUCGACCUGACGCUGCAGAGCAGAGGAGUGUGAGCGAGGAGGAGAAGAGCAGAAGCAGUGAGGACAGCCCUGCAGCCACACACUCAGGGUCUACAGUAAUGGUGUUGCGCAAUAUGGUGGGCCCUGAAGACAUAGACGAUGACCUGGAGGGAGAGGUGACGGAGGAGUGCGGGAAGUUUGGUGCUGUGAACCGGGUCAUCAUCUACCAGGAACGCCAAGGCGAGGAAGAUGAUGCCGAGAUCAUCGUUAAGAUCUUCGUCGAGUUCUCUGACAGCGGCGAAAUGAAUAAGGCCAUCCAGGCCCUGAACAACCGGUGGUUUGCGGGUCGCAAGGUUGUGGCAGAAGUCUACGAUCAGGAGCGUUUCAAUAAAAGCGACCUUUCGGCAUAAGACUGACCAACUCUGUCCACCUGCUCAAACUCAUUCAGCCGUCAUCUCUGCUGCUCGAGUUUUGGGAUUCUUUUAAACUUGUAAUUAAUUUUUUUUUUUUUAUUGUGGUCAAUAAUAUUGGGGACAAUCCCAUUUGUGGGGUUUGACUUAGAAAAUACUCGUGCUUAAUGAUUUUUUUUUUUUUUCAUCACCUACUGUGAAAGAUUUUCUUUUUUUCUUUUCUUUUUUUUUUCCCAUGUUCAUUUGAAAUCUUUUCUAAUUCGUCAGUUUGGUUCCAGUGUCCUCUUAUGCGCUGACCCUCCACACACAUUUUGUUUUAAACAAAAAAAAAAAACAAAAAAAAAAAGUUUUUUUUUCAUCAUCACUAAUGUUCUGUUAAGAUUCUAAACAUUGUAUUAGAGUCAUUGGUUCUGGAUUUAUCAAACAAUAAAUUCUUCAAAUAUGCCA
Molecule: messenger RNA, 2225 nt
Organism: Clarias gariepinus (North African catfish)
Lineage: Eukaryota; Metazoa; Chordata; Actinopteri; Siluriformes; Clariidae
Gene: puf60b
Product: poly-U binding splicing factor b
Exons: 12
Coding region: 210-1778 (522 amino acids)
Biological process (GO): regulation of alternative mRNA splicing, via spliceosome; alternative mRNA splicing, via spliceosome; mRNA splice site recognition
Cellular component (GO): catalytic step 2 spliceosome; precatalytic spliceosome
Molecular function (GO): RNA binding
Source: RefSeq, a predicted model, not a curated record